Messenger RNA from Aspergillus mulundensis, 1092 nucleotides. RefSeq names its product aspartate-semialdehyde dehydrogenase family protein. The coding region runs from base 1 to 1092 and encodes 363 amino acids. Gene Ontology annotation, molecular function: aspartate-semialdehyde dehydrogenase (NADP+) activity; NADP binding; NAD binding. NCBI's taxonomy places the organism in Eukaryota, Fungi, Ascomycota, Eurotiomycetes, Eurotiales, Aspergillaceae. The transcript is spliced from 3 exons. The record is from RefSeq and is a predicted model, not a curated record. Gene Ontology annotation, biological process: L-threonine biosynthetic process.
AUGACGUCGUUCCCCAAGAAGAAGUGCGGUGUUCUUGGUGCCACAGGCUCCGUAGGCCAGAGAUUUAUUCUUUUGCUUGCAGAGCACCCUUUCCUUGAGCUACAUGCCAUUGGUGCCUCGGAACGCUCUGCGGGGAAGAAAUACAAGGACGCAGUACGAUGGAAGCAAAGUAUGCCCAUGUCUGAGAAGCUCAGCAAUCUCGUCCUGCGCGAUUGCAGGGCCGAGAAGUUCAGUGACUGCGAUCUCGUGUUCUCCGGUCUAAACAGCGACGUAGCCGGUGACCUUGAAAUGGAAUUCAUCAAGGCCGAUAUUCCUGUCUUCUCGAACGCUAAGAACUACCGCAAACACCCCGCUGUCCCUCUCAUCGUUCCUACCGUCAACCCCAGUCACCUUGACCUUAUUCCUCACCAGCGAAAGCACUUCGGAUUGAACAAGGGAUUCUUAGUCUGCAACUCCAACUGCGCUGUCAUUGGAAUUGUCAUCCCCUUUGCGGCUCUUCAGGCCAAGUUCGGACCUGUGGAGGAGGUGGAGGUCUUCACAGAGCAAGCCGUGUCUGGAGCUGGCUACCCGGGCGUUCCUAGCAUGGAUAUCAUGGAUAACGUUAUUCCAUUCAUUAGCGGCGAGGAGGACAAACUUGAGAACGAGGCCCAAAAAAUCCUUGGCUCCUUGUCAGCAGAUGCCACUGCUUUCGAAGAGCAACAGGGACUCAGGAUUGGAGCCACCUGCACAAGAGUUGGCGUCACGGAUGGCCACAUGGCGUUCGUUUCUUUGCGCUUCAAAAACCGCCCGGGUCCCAGCGCUGAACAAGUGGUGCAAGCCAUGAGGGAGUAUCAGUCGGAAGCCCAGAAGCUUGGGUGCCCAUCUGCGCCGGCACAGGCCAUCAAAGUGUUUGAUGAGCCCGAUAGGCCGCAACCCAGACUCGACCGAGACAUCAACAGAGGAUACACGGUCAGCGUGGGACGAGUACGCGAAGGUAACCAGGGUGGUUAUUUCGAUAUCCGAUUCGCCGCUCUCUCACACAACACUGUCCUCGGUGCUGCUGGAUCUUCGAUUCUCAACGCCGAGGUUGCAGUCAUCAAAGGAUACAUUUAG